Xiphophorus couchianus (Monterrey platyfish) is the source of this 1971-nucleotide messenger RNA. RefSeq names its product xylulokinase homolog (H. influenzae) (gene xylb). Gene Ontology annotation, cellular component: cytosol. Gene Ontology annotation, molecular function: D-xylulokinase activity. The transcript is spliced from 19 exons. Gene Ontology annotation, biological process: D-xylose metabolic process; xylulose metabolic process; phosphorylation. The record is from RefSeq and is a predicted model, not a curated record. The coding region runs from base 146 to 1804 and encodes 552 amino acids. Lineage: Eukaryota; Metazoa; Chordata; Actinopteri; Cyprinodontiformes; Poeciliidae.
GGAAGAGACACAGAGAGGACAGAGGACACAUGUCCAUCAGCUGGAGACGUCACUGAACAGAAGCUAUUAAAGAACCAAACCCAGAAUUUACCUGUCCCCUCACCUGUCCUCAGCAGCGCUCAGUGCGCAUGCGCCUGUCCUCAGCAUGGCAGCAGCAGAAUCGGACUCUCCUCUCUACCUGGGCCUGGACUUCAGCACCCAGCAGCUGAAGGCGGUGGCCAUCGAUGGAGCCCUGGGCCCGGUCCAUCAGGACAGCGUGCAGUUCGACUCUGAGCUACCUGAGUUCAGGACUCAGGGAGGAGUUCACAUCCAUCCUGACAGACUGACGGUCACCUCACCUGUGCUCAUGUGGGUCAAGGCUCUGGACCUGCUGCUGGACAGGAUGAAGGCGGCGGGAUUCGGGUUCUCCCGGGUCCGGGCGCUGUCUGGUUCUGGCCAGCAACAUGGCGCCGUGUUCUGGAGGACUGGAGCGGCUCGGACUCUGGCCCAGCUGGACCCGGGUCAGAACCUGCACCAGCAGCUGAAGGACAGCUUUUCGGUGCAGGACAGUCCGGUGUGGAUGGACUCCAGCAGCGGGCCGCAGUGUGACGCCCUGCAGGAGGCAGCAGGGGGCGCCACGAGGCUGGCAGACAUCACUGGAUCCCGAGCCUACGAGCGCUUCACAGGAAACCAGAUCUCCAAAGUGCGGCAGACCCGACCGGACCAGUUCCAGGACACUGAGAGGAUCUCAUUGGUCAGCAGCUUUGGGGCGUCUCUCUUCUUGGGUCGCUACGCUGCCAUCGACUACAGCGAUGGUUCUGGGAUGAAUCUGUUGGACAUCCGGGACAGGAAGUGGUCUCAGGUCUGCCUGGACGCCACGGCAACCAACCUGGAGCGCCUGCUGGGAGAGCCGUGUCUGUCCACCGCCGUCCUGGGCCCGGUCUCGUCCUUCCUGCAGCGUCGCUACGGUUUCUCUGGGAGCUGCAGCGUAGUGGCGUUCACUGGAGACAACCCAGCGUCUCUGGCAGGAAUGUGUCUCCAUCAGGGGGACAUCGCGGUCAGUCUGGGGACGAGCGACACGCUCUUCCUGUCCCUCGCUGAGCCGCGUCCGUCCCUGGAGGGACACGUCUUCUGCAGCCCGGUGGAGCCGGACGGCUUCAUGGCUCUGCUCUGCUUUAAGAACGGUUCUCUGACCCGGGAACGAGUCCGGGACCGCUGCUGCUCCGGGUCUUGGGACGUUUUCUCCCAGGCGCUGGAUGGGACGCCGCUGGGGAACCACGGCAACAUCGGCUUUUAUUUUGACACCAUGGAGAUCACGCCUCCCGCCGUCGGUCUGCAUCACUUCGAUGCCAACGACCGCCAGGUCAGGCAGGAAGCCCCGCCCCCUGCUGUCCCUCACCUGUCCCCCUGUCGCCAGGUGUCCUCCUGGAGUCCAGAACUGGAGGUCCGGGCUCUGGUGGAGGGACAGUUUCUGUCCCGCCGGCUCCAUGCUGAGAGACUCGGAUACUCCAUCGGGUCUGCCAGUCGGGUUCUGGCCACCGGCGGCGCUUCGGCCAACAGGCAGAUCCUGCAGGUUCUGUCCGACGUCUUCAACGCUCCGGUUUACACCAUUGACCUGUCGGACUCCGCCUGCUUAGGCUCCGCCUACCGAGCCCUCCAUGGUUUAGUGGCCGAUUCUGGAGUUUCCUUCCUGGACCUGCUGAGCAACGCUCCAGAACCUCAGCAGGUGUGCCGCCCGCACCGCACCGCUCCGCAGGUUUACGACCCGAUGUUGAGGCGCUACGCUGAGCUGGAGCAGAAGGUUCUGGACAAGAGCCGCACCUGAGACCGGCCGGCCAAUCAGGAGGCUGCGUUUUACCUCCUGGUUACCAUGGUGACUGGUUCUGCUCUCUGAUUGGACGGAUCCGAUGGUUCUGGAUCCUCUGGAGGGAAACGGGUCAAACUGAUUUCUGUCAUUUCUACUUUCUAAUAAUAAAAUCAGAUUGAAAACAA